AUGCCUGCCCUCGCCAAGCCCGCUGCCCGCCCGGCCAAGCCCGCCGCCGCGGCGCCGAAGCCGAAGCCCGCCGCCGCCAAGCCCAAGGCGGCCGCCGCUGGAGCCGCCCACCCGACCUACUUCGAGAUGAUCAAGGAGGCGAUCGCGGCGCUCAAGGACAGGACUGGGUCGAGCUCGGUCGCCAUCGCCAAGUACAUCGAGGAGAAGCACGGCAAGGCUCUCCCGGCCAACUUCAAGAAGAUGCUCUCCGUCCAGCUCCGCUCCUCCGCCGCCAAGGGCAAGCUCGUCAAGGUCAAGGCCUCCUACAAGCUCUCCGACGCCGCCAAGAAGGACUCCCCCAAGGCUAAGCCCGCGGCCAAGCCCGCCAAAGACGCCGCCAAGGCCAAGAAGACGGUGGCCGCGAAGCCCAAGAAGACCGCCGCCGCUGGCACCAAGCGCAAGGCGCCCGAGAAGAAGAAGCUGGUCACCAAGGCCAAGAAGUCGCCGGCGGCCAAGGCCAAGGCGAAGCCGAAGACCGUCCGCUCCCCGGCCGCCAAGAAGGCACGCAAGGUCGCCGCCGCCUGA
This is a messenger RNA of Triticum turgidum subsp. durum (durum wheat), 564 nucleotides long. The record is from the annotation of a GenBank genome assembly. Lineage: Eukaryota; Viridiplantae; Streptophyta; Magnoliopsida; Poales; Poaceae.